AUGUGUGGCAUGACCGAUCUUUUUGAACUGACUGAUGAUUAUAAUGAACAGUAUAAUUCUGAUGGUAAAAUUUUUGUACAACGGGUGAUUGAAAAGCUUUUGGUUCCACAUAAGGAAUUUCAAGGAAUG
This is a messenger RNA of Racocetra fulgida, 129 nucleotides long. Lineage: Eukaryota; Fungi; Glomeromycota; Glomeromycetes; Diversisporales; Gigasporaceae. The record is from the annotation of a GenBank genome assembly.